AUGGCGGGUAAACGACGCCGUAACGCAAAGAAGCUAAAGGAUCCUCUGCCAGGAAGUCCCAAUGAGCCGCUUGAGCCUUCUCCUACUGAAUCCCCGAAGGGCAAGUCACCGUCCGAUACCCGACCGUCCAGAAGGCCCUCGGUGCACCUGACAGCUGAGGACUUUGAUAAAUAUCAAAGCCAUUGUCAUCGCAUGAAACUCAGUCAAGUGGGAUACUACCCCGAUACGAAUGCAGUCAUAAUAGAUUAUCGCAACAUCCAAGAUGAAGUCCACUUCUGGACUGAUGCAUUUGUUUGUGUGGAUACACCAUCCCUUUCCAGAGUACAGAAACAGAUGAUCAUUCGAAGACUUGAUAAAUACUGUAUCCAAGAAUCUUGGACUAAGAUUCAGUCCCUCCUCUCUCCCUCAUAUCGUGCUGUAUUUCACUCAUGUCUGGCCGAAGCAAUGAUUUACCAAACGAUAUUCACUCAUUUGCUCGAGAAGCCGUUCAGGUUCCUAGAUGGGAAACGUGAUGGAUCUGACAAGACUGGAGACUUGUCGUUCUCCGAACGAAUCCAGUAUCUGUAUGAAAGAUACUACGAAUCAAGCCCGGUCAAUGCUGUAUGGUGGAAGUCGGUCACACUCAGUCUUGCCAACCUGAAAGAAGACGAUAUGGCCAAGUCCUCUCGGGACAAAACACCUUAUGAAUUUGGAGACAGGAGCCGCAAGCGGCAGGCAAGCAUGGCAAAAGACCUGGCGGAUCAACUUCUGGCAGACAGUUUGUUCCAGCUGCUCCUGCGUAAGUUGACUGGUGCAGAAGAAGAGACGGCGCGCCGUGAGCGCCUGGUGAAAUUAUUUCAGGACAUUGCACGAGCCCUUACCAACCACGAGGUUAUGCUGGGUGGACAGGUGAAGGUCCAUCAGCUUCCUGAGUUGGAGCAAUUUGAUACUUCUACGGGGCUCAUGUUCUCGGCAAAGUUUCAAUCCGAGGAGCAAGAGGAUCCUCCACUGUACGUCCCCAAGCCACGCGGCCGGGUGAUCCUCGUGGUUCGGCCGGGAGUGUGCCGGUACGAUACUCCAAUCCAAUACGUACCAUUCAGCCAUCGGCCUCUACGACUCGAGGAACUGGAGGAGGAGCCUACCUCCUGGUUAAUUUGUAAAGCUGAGGUUUUGAUGGAAACAGUGAGAACUGACCGCUCAUCUGACAAAUUUGAGUCUGACCCCGAGGACAAAGAUGUCCGCUUCUAG
Molecule: messenger RNA, 1227 nt
Organism: Aspergillus luchuensis
Lineage: Eukaryota; Fungi; Ascomycota; Eurotiomycetes; Eurotiales; Aspergillaceae
Exons: 3
Coding region: 1-1227 (408 amino acids)
Source: RefSeq, a predicted model, not a curated record